CGAAAGAGAGCUGCUGCUACAACAAAAAAGCGUAACUCUCGGAUCUCGUAAAUUUAUAAGAAAUUUAAUUAUUCAACCCGCCAGCGGUCGACUGCAAUCGAAUUAAAUUAGCCCGGGGUGUGCGACUAACACAUGUGGGCCACUGCGAGUUGAUGGAUAUCGAGAUUCCCCAAGAAUUGGCCACAAUCACCGCGAAAAAGCUCAAAUUCUCCGCGCGGUGUGUGUAGUAAAAGCAAAUCGUAAAUCGUAAAGCGAAUGCGUGUGCGUGUGGUGGUGCUACUAUUCUGCAUAUACGUAUACUUUAGGGUGGUGCGGGCCGUGGUGCUGCAGUGCAUCCAUGUACGCUUCGAUGUGGCGGCAUUUUGAUGACGAAAUUAUUUUUGGAUAAGUGCUUGAUGAGAGUGGCCAUCAUCAGUGGAGUGGAGUCAUCACCAUCACCACCAUCGCCAGCAGAAUGGAAAGCGAGCGGCUGCGAAUCACGCUGGACAGCGCGGAUCGGGUUUACUUCGCAGGCGACAUAAUUCGCGGCGAGAUCUGGAUGAACGUGAACAAGCGCACCAAAAUACGCGCAAUCAAGGUGCAGGUCACUGGCAAGGGAAAAUGCAAGUGGAUGGAGAUCCUGCGCAAGAACUCGAACAACAACGAGUACUCCCGCAGCCUGUUCUACACGAGCAAGGAGGUGUACGAGCACAGCGAGACGCCUCUGCCGGAUUUCGAGCCGCGUGGCCUGGAACUCUCGCCCGGCGAGCACACGUUCAUCUUCGAAGUGGCGCUGGGUCGCCAGCUGCCAUCGAGUUUCAAGGGCAGCUAUGGCGCCAUCAAGUACAAGAUGCGCGUGCUCAUCCAGCGACCGUGGACCUUCGACGAGCGCCACACGAUUCCGUUCACCGUGGUAAAGAACAUGCCGCUGCAGCCAUCACAACGCAGUAUACCCAGUUCGCUGGAGAAGCAGGUGACCAAGACGAUCAGUUUGUUCGGCACCAGACCGAUCACCCUGCUGGCCCUUCUGCCGGAGGAUUUUGCGGUGCGCGGCGAACCGCUUAGGAUUUGCGCUACUGUGAUCAACAACAGCACCACCGCCGUGGAGAAACUGCGCUUCACCGUCCUGCAGUACGUGACCUACUACAGCCAUGUGCCACUGCGGGUGCAGAAGGUGGAGUGCAUCGCGGUGGCCACCAAGGAGACGGGCUCGGUGCAGAAGAAGACCGAGCGGAGCUUUGCCCACGAGCUGCUGCUACCCGAAGGAGCUCAGCCCACGGAUGAGCAGAUGAGCGGCGUCAUCACCAUUGUAUACGAGCUGCGUGUGGAGGCGGUGCUGCGUGGCUUCUUUAAGAACUUGAUCCUCAAUCUACCCUUCAAGGUGUACUCACAGGAUACGUCGAAUAGGCUGAGUUCACUGCGUCCGCCGCCACCGCCGCGGCCAAACGAUGGACCACCUGGUCCGGAUGCGGGCUCCGGCAAUCCGUUUGAGCCCGCCCUGCCGGUCUACCCCUCACUGGACUCGUCCAUUGGCUCGCCUUCGCACUCCUCGCAGUUCAGCGAGUGCAGCUCCAUCAACUCGAUAACCUCGGACUCCUCGGCUGCCACACUGAGUCCCGCCGUGGGCGGUGGAGCCAGUGGCAUGGACAUGUCCUACACCUCGGGCUCCCAGUCGUCGCAGUACGGCAGUCCCUCGGCCAGGGCUAGCUUGCGCAGCUCCAACGUGCCCUACAUGCCCUACUCGUCCAGUCCGCUUAUGGUGCAGUCGUAUCCGCCACCCCACCUGCCCGCCUACCCGCUGCCGGAGUCUCCGCAGUACUCGCUCCUUGCCCUCACACCACCGCCGGCGGGAGUGGUCGCUGCACCGCCAGCAACAGCUGGUGGAGCAGCAGGCGGAGCACCGGGAUACAGCCAACUGCCAUCCACGUCGGCCUCAGCAUCGUUCCUGCAGCCUCGCCAGGCGCCUGGAGCCCAUGAGCUGCCACCUUCCUAUGAAGAGCUCUUCGGCCUGGCCAACGCUCCUCCGGGAACUCCAAAGUAGGGAGUGAUAGACAGUCCUGAGCAGCCACCCAGUUACGUCCAAGCUUUGCCUAGACAUAGAGCUUCAGGUUUACUUUAUAGUGUUACUGAGUAUCAGAAUAUCGAAUAUAUCCUAGACCUACGCUUCGAGCACAAACCAUAUGCAAAUUGUGCACAAAUCAAGUUAUGUAAUGAUGUAGCACUUUCAUUUACUCCUCUGUUUGCACCGUUUUUGAAACUCAGUUUGGAUAAGGCAAAUCGUUUUCCAGUCUGAUAUUAUUUGGAUAUUUUUUUAUACACCUUGAUAUUGCAGCACGAAAUUGCACUUACAUAUUAUUUAACAAAUCAUAACACAUAUUGCGUAAAGUGUUUCUUUAAACAGUUGAAUAAACUGGUUAAAUUCUUCCGCGAUAACUUGACAAUAAUUUGAUUCGUUUUUUUGCCUUGUCCUUUAUAAUUUGAAUUUAAACUGUAAAAAACUAAAUAGCGAAAACAUUUGAGGGUCUAUAAUAUAGUUGCGAAGUAGAUCGAAUCCCAAGCGAAAACAACCAAUUACUUUUUUCUAGGUAUACAUAUUUUAUACGAACAAAUUCAAAAUUAGUUUAAAAUAUGAAAUUGUUUACCGAAAUGUUUAGGUAAAAACGAAUUUUUUCUAAUUUAUUUAUCUUUUGCAAUCACGAGAAUUUAACUUUCGAAAGUCUGUCUUCGGUUGAACUCGAUUAUGUAAUACGUUUAGACAGCCAAACCUUGCGCAUUUCUAAGAAUUGAAUCUUGCGAAUUACUCAAAGACUCAUGAGUAUUUAUGUUACCACGCACAAUACUCGAAACAAAUUUCCUGCCCGCCCAUUUAUCUUCCAUUUCUUAUUUAUAUACAUACAUACGUCCAGCUCUCCAAAGAUUCUGAUGAAAACGGUUUAUAGAACUAGUGUCUCAAUGAAAUUCUAUACCAAAACAGGUCUAACAUUACUAUUUAUUUCUCUCACUGCAUUACGUGUUUAGCAUUUAAGUACUUAAGCACAAAUCGAAUAUGUUGAAGGAUGUUUUGAUGUCUCGUGGACGCGAAGAAUCAAUGAAUCAAUAAGCUUUAGUGCCUCUGUAUGAUGAACAAAUCGAAUGGUUAUCGUUAUGAUACACAAAUGAACAAUUUUUAUACAAACAUUACUGAUAAUCAUCGUUUGAAUGCAAUGUCAACUUUUAGUUUUAAGUGCACGAAAGUAUAUUAUGUACGAACAAACGAUUUCGUUGAGGUGCUUUACAAAUCACUAUUUUUGGAUACCAACUUUUUGUUUUUCCUUUGAAUUUAGUGCAUGUGGACUAAAUUUGAAUAUGAUUUACACACACGAAAAACUGAAUAAAAUGUUAAUAUAAUUACAAAAAUGAA
This is a messenger RNA of Drosophila yakuba, 3379 nucleotides long. It is a transcript of the gene Leash, whose product is annotated as arrestin domain-containing protein 17. The record is from RefSeq and is a predicted model, not a curated record. Gene Ontology annotation, biological process: protein transport. Lineage: Eukaryota; Metazoa; Arthropoda; Insecta; Diptera; Drosophilidae. The transcript is spliced from 3 exons. Bases 455 to 2020 code for a protein of 521 amino acids. Gene Ontology annotation, cellular component: cytoplasm.